GUCUACUCGUCAUUCCUUUGCUCGAGAUCGAAAUGCUGUUGCUGACUAGACACUUUCAUUACACAGAGGGCUUUUUCAUUUUCUUGUUGAAAAAUACAAAAAAAAAAUCCAAAGUACGUUCAGGAAAAUAUGGAAAAACAUGUCUCGUAUUGGCGACAGCAGCUGAAGAUUUUUCCGAAAACUCGUUGCUCGUGGACUUAGAUGCCAAUAGUCUCUCCGUUGCUCCUUCGACAUGAUCUCGACUUCGAGUAUAUACAGAUACAAAAACGACAUGUUGUUGCGUUCCGUGCGUCCGCACCUGUGGCCAGGCUCACCGGUCGCUCCAACUACAGCUGCCGUCCGUCGGUCCUAUUUCCACACGACCGCCACGCAAAGUAGUGCAAUAAAGUUUGCAAGGAGGGGCAUUUCAUCAACAUCAAGGUCAUCCUCCUCUAGUACUGCGUCCCAUAGUCCAAGUCCUCACAACACAACUACAACGACCGUCGUCUGUCCACUCCAGGGGAUUAUUCUCCGCGAAGAAGUUGCCUACGCGAGCUUCGGGGAAAACAUUCGGAAAAUUUUUGCGGAACUGCAGGAGAGCGUCUUGCAAGGUAGGGUCAUUAUAGUCUUUUUUCGAGAUACUUUUUUUUGCAUUUUUCUCGGUACAGGCAGCGAUGCCAUUUUAGUCAGCAGCAUUGAUUCGUGUCGCGCGUCUGGCGCGACGACAUUUGCAUUGAUGUCAAGAAGUACUCCUGCAACUCAUUAACCUACGUACAUGCAAACGAAGCGCGUACCUCCAGGUCUCGAACAUUACCGCAAGCCGCGGGUGAUCUUCCAUUGUCCGGUCAAUGGCUUCGUUUUGCAGCCCCGCGAAUCCUGGUUUCAGCAGCUCAUCAAGCGGUACGAGAUCCUGGACCAGAAGGCACCCUUUCUCACGAAGUGCGGCAUGGGUGCGUUUUGCGCAUUUGCCGGGGAAAGUGUGGUCCAGUUGCAGGGAAUCACAAAUUUCGACACUGCAGCCGCUGCUUCAUUCGAUGGUCCUCCGACUGGUGGGAUUACUACGGCCACCAGUACAACAACAACCGCAGAUCAUACAGCCUACCCACCUGCUUUCCUCGACCAGCUAAACUUCCGUCGGCUCCUCGGCAUGCCGGUCGUCAACGUGGUGUAUGUCGGAGGGUUUUUGCAGCUCUGGGUAAGAGCCAUGGAACACUUCUUUCCCACUUCGACCAAACCGCAGUGGAAACCCAUCUUGCUGAAAACUAGUCUGACGACCAUUUUCCUCAACCCGCUGUACGUGCUCGUUUUUCUCGCGGGGACGACCGUUUUGCGCCUUGACGACAGUUGUAGUGAUGGAGCGGGAGGAACGACAGUAACUUCUUCUACUAUGCCUUCUCCAGCUUCAGUACCCACCCGCUCCUUCUCCGACAAGCUUAGCGACGAGGGGUCGUCGCUUUUUUGGGCCGGGUUUUGGUCAACGCCCGUGAUUUUUACCUGCAAGUACUACCUCGUCCCCGAGCGGCUGCACAUACCGUACCUCUGCCUGGUCAACUUUCUCUGGUCCGUGUUCGCGAGCAACGUCGUGCAAGCUAGGCCAAAAUCAACGGAGGGAAUAAUUGUUGAUGUUGUGCCGACUCAACAACAAAAUCAAAAUCCCGCAACUGACGCAGCAGCCUGCGGUGCACCUUCUGCAGAGGACCACCCCAGCCACACUGCUUCACCAAGCCGCGCAGUCAACAUUGCUGGGUCUGCAUAAGAAUAGGAGCAAGCAGUCGGCGAGGAGUGUUCCGAAGCACCCGGCGAGGAGCAAGCAGCCGACUAGACAAGUUGCGUAGUGUGCCAGAUUCCGCUCUUUACUACUGCGGCUGCGUCAAUGGUGCGGACGACACGCACUUUGUGCGCACGUGGAGAAGCCGGAUCGACGAUUUCAGAAGCAACACGAAAAAAAUGAGAAAGGCGAACAACAGCACCAGGAGAAGCUAGUGCCAUGCAUUAGAGGACGAUUGCGUUUGCGACCAGUAGAUUCCGAGAAAAUGAAUUGCCGAGCUACUUGCUUAUGUAAUAUCACCAGCAGCUGCAGCCACAUCAUCAAUAUCAAAAUCAAAUGAAGAAGAUAAGUGAAGCGCCGCAUAUCUGUCAAGGAAAGAGCUGCUCGCCAAGAAAACUCCGGGCAAGUCACGAUCACGAAGCUGCAAAUCUGGCGAUGAACUUAAGGACUCUUCUUGUAUACCAUCAUGAAGAACAACAUAAUUCUACCACGGCACUGCGCUGUAGGUUGAAAGGAGAUUUCAUCAAUCUUCGAGACAGAUGACACGAGGGCUCAUCAUGUUGUGAAGGAGUGAAAUGUUUGUUGAGAUUUUCCUUCAAAUCGUUAUAUCGAUUCUGCACUUCUGUUACGUAAGGAAGUUGUAGUAAGCGCUUGUCCUUACGGCUGCCCACCAAACAUUCGCAUCUCCUGCACCGGCCAGGAGAGGGAACUGAUGUUGAAAUAGAUCUAUCCAAGGCCGCGCGGUCGAUCGGAUGCGAUGCACAGCGGGAGAAAGUAAAGUCAAAUUCGCAUAGUCACUUGUUACAUUUUUGAGAGCUACUUUUUGCUGUUGUCAAGAAGAAUCUUCUAACUGCUGGUAAACAAUGAAAUGGAAAGAGAAACACAAAGACCCGAUAACUACUGCGCUCGCAAUUCUAAGGCCACACGGAAAAAGCUCAUUCCUGACGUAUGUCAUAUCAAGUACACCUCGCGACUGCGCAUCGUUUUCAUGCGUCUCGUAGCUUCGAGCACUGCAGAAGACGGCGCCGCAGAUGAGAAACAACAAGCAUACUACACAAGCGGAC
Molecule: messenger RNA, 2811 nt
Organism: Amoebophrya sp. A120
Lineage: Eukaryota; Dinophyceae; Syndiniales; Amoebophryaceae
Source: the annotation of a GenBank genome assembly